AUGUCUAUGAUAGUUAAUAGUGGCUUUAAUGGGGUGUUAAGUUCGUCCAGCAUUGCAGCUGGGAUACUUAAAAGAAGCUUUCCAUUGGUAUUUUCAAGAUAUAUGAGCUCAAAAUGUGAAGGUAAAAAGUCUUCAAAUAGGAGAAUUACUGGUGACAUUAUAGGAAUCGAUUUGGGAACUACAAACUCUUGCACUGCCAUUUUAGAAGGCACUCAACCGAAGGUACUAGAAAAUUCGGAAGGAAUGAGAACAACUCCUUCUGUUGUGGCUUUUUCAGAGGAUGGGCAAAGGUUGGUUGGUGAAGUUGCAAAAAGACAAGCAAUCACGAACCCAGAAAACACAGUUUAUGCAACUAAGAGAUUAAUUGGAAGAAGAUACGAAGAGGAAGCAAUAAAGAAAGAGCAGGGAAUUUUGCCAUAUAAAAUUGUAAGGGCUGAUAAUGGAGAUGCUUGGGUUGAGGCCAGAGGUGAGAGAUAUAGUCCAAGUCAAAUUGGUGCUUUUAUUCUUGAGAAGAUGAAAGAAACUGCUGAAACUUAUCUCGGAAGAAGCGUGAAGCAUGCCGUUAUCACUGUACCAGCUUACUUUAAUGAUUCUCAACGACAAGCAACUAAGGACGCUGGCUCUAUAGCAGGCUUAAAUGUUACAAGGAUCAUUAACGAGCCAACAGCAGCAGCCUUAGCAUAUGGAAUGGAGAAAGCUGAUGGCAAGACAAUAGCUGUUUAUGACUUGGGAGGAGGUACCUUUGACAUUUCUAUCUUAGAGAUUCUAGGGGGAGUUUUUGAAGUGAAGGCAACAAAUGGAAAUACUUCACUCGGAGGUGAGGAUUUUGAUCAACGAAUAUUGAAUUAUCUAAUUCAAGAAUUCAAGAAAACCCAGGGAAUAGAUUUAAGUCGCGACAAGCUUGCAUUGCAAAGAUUAAGGGAAGCUUCCGAAACUGCAAAGAAAGAGUUGAGCAGUAAAAUUCAAGUUGAAAUUAAUCUUCCUUUCAUUACUGCAGAUGCUAGAGGUCCUAAACAUCUACAAAUAAAACUUACUAGAGCUAAGUAUGAAGAACUUGUUGAUGAUCUACUUAAAAAAACUAUUUCUCCCAGUGAGAAAUGUAUUCGUGAUUCUGGAAUACCCAAGGAAAAGAUUAACGAGGUUAUUUUGGUUGGAGGAAUGACUAGAAUGCCCAAAGUUUCAGAAACUGUUAAGAGUAUAUUUGGAAGAGAACCAUCAAAGGGGGUUAACCCUGAUGAAGCCGUUGCAAUGGGAGCUGCAAUCCAGGCAGGAGUUUUAAAAGGAGAAAUUAAAGACCUCUUGUUGCUUGAUGUUACUCCUUUAUCUUUAGGUAUUGAAACUUUGGGUGGAGUUUUUACUCGAUUAAUCAAUAGAAAUACUACAAUCCCUACCAAGAAGAGUCAAGUCUUUUCUACUGCUGCAGACAAUCAAACUCAAGUUGGAAUCAAAGUUUUCCAAGGAGAAAGAGAGUUUGCUGCUGACAAUAAGUUACUUGGACAGUUUGAGAUGAUGGGAAUUCCUCCAGCUCCAAGAGGAGUUCCUCAAAUUGAAGUUACUUUUGAUAUAGAUGCAAAUGGAAUCAUGAAUGUCGGUGCGAUUGACAAGUCAACCGGAAAGAAACAUGAAAUCACCAUCCAAUCUUCUGGUGGCCUUAGCAGUUCUGAAAUUGAAAGAAUGGUUAGAGAGGCUGAAGAAUAUAGAGUCCAUGAUCAAGCUAAGAAAGAGCUCAUUGAUCUAAAAAAUGAUGCUGAAUCAUUUAUUUAUUCUGUCCAAAAUCAAAUCUCUUCUUUGGCUGACCAAAUGACUCCCCAAGAAAAAGAAAGUUUAGAGUCCAAGAUUUCUGAUUUACAAUCCAUUUUGCAAGAUUCUUCUCAGUCUGGCGAAAUCGAAUCCACAGUUCAGAAUAUCAAAACACAACUCGAAGAGCUUAAAAAGGCUUCUUGGGCAAUCACACAGAAGGCAUAUAAACCAAGUAGUUCAGAAAACCAGCCUAAUGAAAAUAAUACUCAUCAAGAAGAUAACACUACAGAGUUUGAGGAUUCCGAUUCUUAA
This is a messenger RNA of Cryptosporidium ubiquitum, 2052 nucleotides long. Its product is annotated as DNAK-type molecular chaperone organellar. Gene Ontology annotation, biological process: protein refolding; cellular response to unfolded protein. The transcript has a single exon. NCBI's taxonomy places the organism in Eukaryota, Apicomplexa, Conoidasida, Eucoccidiorida, Cryptosporidiidae. The record is from RefSeq and is a predicted model, not a curated record. Bases 1 to 2052 code for a protein of 683 amino acids. Gene Ontology annotation, molecular function: ATP binding; heat shock protein binding; ATP-dependent protein folding chaperone. Gene Ontology annotation, cellular component: cytoplasm; mitochondrion.